AUGUUUUCGGUUGGCACAGCGGGCGCACUCGUCAGAUAUGCGAUAGGGUUGCAGACGCCGGCUUCCACGUCCUGCUGCCGAAUUUCUUCGAGUGCGACGGGUGGGACCAUUCCAAGCCGCUCAUGGGUUACGCCACGCCAUGGACACGCCCACUCCAUGCCGAAGGGCACGGUGGCGUACUUCCUGAAGCACUUGCUGUACUACAAGUGGGCCUGUGACGACCAUCAACAGCGGUCAUGCUUGGCAAACCUUUCGUGGAAGUGCGCGUUCAACCUUUGUGCAACCCCGCGUUUCGUGAAGCCGUCCAUCCAGGACCAUCUGUUGCCCUAUCUGUCUGCAUCGGGCAAGAAGGUUGGCGUCAUGGGCUUCUGCUGGGGCGGCUGGAUUACGAUUCGCUCGUGCUCCUUACCAGGUGUUGCAUGCGGCGUCGCCAUGCAUCCGACGAUGAACAUGGAGGGCUUCCACGGGGGGAGCGCGCACGAGGCUUACAGCGAAGUGCAGGCCCCGCUGAUGUGUCUCGCCGCAGGUAGCGACCCCGAUGAGGUGAAGCCCGGCGGCCCUUUGGACGCAUCGAUGCAGCGCGGACAGAAGUUGCUUGAGAUUCACGAGUUCAAGGAGAUGAAGCACGGCUGGUUUCCCAGGGGCGAUGUCAGUGAUGCUCAAGUGAAGCAGGGCGUCGCGCUAGCCUACGACAUGGCUUUGAAGUUUCUUAAUGAGCACUUGAGAUAG
Molecule: messenger RNA, 729 nt
Organism: Prorocentrum cordatum
Lineage: Eukaryota; Dinophyceae; Prorocentrales; Prorocentraceae
Source: the annotation of a GenBank genome assembly